Messenger RNA from Vidua chalybeata, 1487 nucleotides. RefSeq lists its product as uncharacterized. Bases 1 to 1086 code for a protein of 361 amino acids. NCBI's taxonomy places the organism in Eukaryota, Metazoa, Chordata, Aves, Passeriformes, Viduidae. The transcript is spliced from 3 exons. The record is from RefSeq and is a predicted model, not a curated record.
AUGCCGGGGCCUGCAGCCUGCCACAGAGGAUCCAAGCUGUUGCUGAGGCACCGGGCUGCCCUCGUGCCCUGCCGCUCGCGCCUCUCCCCGCCGGCGCUCCCGAAGGCGCUGUGGCGGCACCGCAAUUACCCGAGCGCCCCUGCAGGGCUCUCAGCUGUGCCCCUCGCAGAUGCCAUUCGCCACCUUGGCACAGGCAGCUCUGCAGCUCCUCUGGAGGCACCUGGGAUUCGCCUGAACCGAGGCUUUGGCUCGGCGCUGGUCAUUCUCCCGCUCUCCACGCAGGAACUGCCGAUGGCGGCAACGAGGCCGCAGCGGGAGGGCUCUGUGCCGGACUUGGCGGCAGUUCGCUGCCCGGGAUAUGCGGGCUGCACCCCGCGCGCUGCCAGGUCCUGCAGCGCCAGCGAGGGGGAGGCAGCGCUGGGGCGGCCGCUCCGAUCCCGGCUCCCUCCGUCCCUCGGCGGGCAGCUCCCGCCGGCGAGCCGCUGGCCGGCGGCGGGACCUAUAUGCUCUCGCGGAAGGUUACUGCUGUCCGGCACGGCAGAGCCCGACGGAAGCGGUGCUGAGGCAUCUGAGGCAGCACUUUGUCAAGGAGCGCCUGAUUGGCUAACGGGACUCCGCAAUGGUUAUCUGCUAAGAGUCAAGGCCUCUGAUUGGCCGCGCGGUACCUGCAAUGCGUCAAGUGAGGAUGCUGGGGUGCGCGUGCCAGAGCGCUGCCGGGGGGCGGCCGCGGCCCCGCCGGGAAUGGCGGCCCGCAGCCGGCGCUGUCCGCAGCACCGGCCAGCUCCGGCCGCUCUCGGCACUUCUGGGCAGCAUCAGCAGUCCCAGCGGAGGAUUUGCCGUCUCUUCGUACUGCUGCAGCUUGCAGCAAUAGCAAUAGCUUUGCUGAUGAGCCAGAGCUGGCAGGAAGAAGCUGUUCCUCAGUCAGUGACCUCUUCAGAGCAGGGUUUCUACGUAAAAAAGCGGCAGAAAGACAAAGCCGCUUUUCUCAAUCCUUUUCCACAACACAGGGUACCAGAGGUGCAAAGUGUGGCAGAACAAACCUGCUUGGGCUGUCCUUCCACUGCCCGUGUGAGAAGCGUCUCUUAGACCGCUGCUCCAAGUGACAGCUUGAGUGGCAGCUGGGGGAGGAUAUGCACGGCGAAGCGAUGACUGAUCGCUGAAAUAUCUUGCUGAAACGCUGCAAAAUCUUUCAACACAAAAGAGAUGCUUCUGCAAAAUUAGCCCUGAAGUGCGAAGCUGUGCCGAGGCACGCAAGAGCCAUACUGAGUACAAACUGCUUUCCUGCUGGCACGAACACUUCUUAGUGUCUUUUUUCCAAAGAACUCUUUCAAAAUAUUAAAAACAAUCUAACCGCUUUUCCUGGUAAUCCUAGCCAAGUGGAACAAGUGCAAUGAAACCUUUAUGGGAAGAUUAUAUGCCUGUGUAAUUAUAAUGUUUAUGAGUCCAAGUUUGCUAAAGUGAAACAUAAAAGUGAGACUGCAAACUCA